This is a messenger RNA of Oncorhynchus tshawytscha (Chinook salmon), 2802 nucleotides long. RefSeq names its product short-chain specific acyl-CoA dehydrogenase, mitochondrial. The transcript has 10 exons. The coding region runs from base 97 to 1314 and encodes 405 amino acids. Gene Ontology annotation, cellular component: mitochondrion. Gene Ontology annotation, biological process: fatty acid beta-oxidation using acyl-CoA dehydrogenase; butyrate catabolic process. The record is from RefSeq and is a predicted model, not a curated record. Gene Ontology annotation, molecular function: flavin adenine dinucleotide binding. Lineage: Eukaryota; Metazoa; Chordata; Actinopteri; Salmoniformes; Salmonidae.
CCAUAACAAAAGUACAGACGUCACUCGAACUAUGUCACGUGGGUUGAUAGCGACUCCAGCUGUCUGGUUUCAAGCAGCAAGUCAAGCAUAAACAACAUGGCAGCACUCUUCAAAGCUGGAAAAGCCCUGGGCCUGUGUGUCAGUGGCUGUAGGUCUCUGUCCUCUCUAGCUGAGCUACCAGAGAUGCACCAGAUGAUGAGACAAACCUGUAGAGACUACGCAGACAGAGAGCUGGGUCCUAUAGCUGGCAAACUUGAUAAGGAACACCUCUUCCCAGCGCAACAGGUGCGAGAGCUGGGUGCUAUGGGGGUGAUGGCUGUAGAGGUUCCUGAGGCGCUGGGAGGAGCAGGAAUGGACUACCUGGCCUACUCUCUGGCCGUGGAGGAGAUCAGUAGGGGCUGCGGCAGCACUGGAUGUGUGGUCUCGGUCAACAACUCUUUGUACAUAGGGCCAAUAUUGAAGUUUGGAACACAGAAGCAGAAGGAACAGUGGAUCACUCCCUUCACGACUGGAGAGAAAGUUGGCUGCUUCGCUCUGAGUGAACCAGGUAAUGGUAGUGAUGCAGGGGCAGCGUCUACGUUAGCCAGACAGGAGGGAGAGGAGUGGGUGUUGAACGGGACUAAAGCCUGGAUUACCAACAGCUGGGAUGCUUCGGCUACUGUUAUAUUCGCUACCACUGACAAGUCACUCAAACACAAGGGUAUCAGUGCAUUCCUGGUGCCCAUGCCCCAUCCUGGCCUGUCCCUGGGGAAGAAGGAGGACAAGCUGGGCAUCAGAGCAACCUCCACAGCCAACCUCAUCCUGGAGGACUGUAAGAUACCCCUGGGCAACAUGCUGGGGUCACGAGGAUCAGGCUUCAAGAUAGCCAUGCAAACCCUGGACAGUGGGCGUAUAGGUAUAGCUUCCCAGGCCCUGGGUAUUGCUCAGGCUGCUCUGGACUGUGCUGCGGACUACGCUCACAAACGCACCGCCUUCGGCGCGCCCAUUGGCAAGCUGCAGGCUGUACAGUUCAAGCUGGCAGACAUGGCUGUAGCUGUUGAAAGUGCUCGUCUCCUCACCUGGAAGGCUGCAAUGCUAAAAGAUGCCAAGAAACCCUUCACCAAGGAAGCAGCGAUGGCCAAACUAGCAGCGUCUGAGGCUGCUACCUUCUGCGGCCACCAGUCAAUCCAGGUUCUUGGGGGAAUGGGUUACGUGACAGACAUGCCAGCGGAGAGGCACUACCGUGACGCGCGAAUCACUGAGAUCUAUGAAGGCACCAGUGAGAUCCAGAGACUGGUGAUAGCCGGCCAGCUGCUGAAGGAGUACGCGUCAUAGAGACUUGUGAUUUAGACCCAAAUGGUGGCCGUAUAUAUUCCCUACAUAGUGCACUACUUCUGGAUAGAGUCCAGUGGCCAAAAAUGGUAUACUAUAUAGGGAAUAGGGUGCCAUUUCAGAUUGGCUCAUAACAGCUACUACACCCAGGGCUGUGUUCAGGACUGCAGUGUAGUGUUGCACAGUCUCAUCAGCGCCGGUCAGCUACUGAACUGGAAGGAAUGCCAGGCAUGGAGACAGGCUCACACAGCUCUGGGUAGAAGUUGCCCUUAACCACAGAUCUUGGACCAGAUUGCCCAAUGCCCAAAUUCUAACUUCAACUGUUAUGGAGAGAACAUCUUUCCCUGGGCCAAUGGGGAGUGACACCUACCUACCACUCCAAUGGGACACCAUCAGGCCAGGGUUCAGGACAACUUGCACCCCACCUCUGACUCAUAUUACUGCAACAAUUACUGGUGUCCCAAUCCAAGCAAUUUGUUACUUUUGAAAUCAACAUGAAGAUAUGCAUCUUCCUUCCUGCCUUAAAACAUGUAUCUGCCUUAAACUGAUGUUAUCUGGUAACAUAAUAGAAGUUAGUGGACUCAUGUCCUCAUUAUGGAUAACCAGGGUGAAGAUGACUAGCUCUGUCCAAAUCAGACAAAAAGAAAGGUGCUCUCCUGGGUGGUGAUCAGAUAGAAAUGUAUUGCGUAGAACUGACAUGUCUCUUAGACAUGCAUAGUGAGGAAUCAUUUCAGUUCCGUUCAUGCCAUUUCUAUCUACAAUGUCCAGUAUGCGGUUGCGUCCUCCUGAGCGUGAGUGACCCUGUUGUCUGUGUGAGGUGCAGUGCUAAUUCAAGCCACACGAGGGCAGUGCAGUGUCUGGACUGUCUUGCCUUCACCUGCUAUGAGGGAAAUCAAUGGCCCUUUGAACACUUGUAACGUGCAUUCCUCCCUGUUCUCUUUCUUGGAAAUAUUUAUUCACCAAAUUGGGUAGUUUUAAACAAGGAUUCUACUGCUGUGGUCUAACCUCAUCCUCAGGCUAGGCUGGUGGGUGAGACUAGUAGUUAGUUAUCACCAUGUUGGAAAAUAAUCAAUGAUUACUUCAAGCAGGGGGGAGAAAUGCAUUUGAGUUUUUAAACACAGACACACACCACAGAACCUUCCUGCUGUGCCUGUUCUGAUCCUGCUCUCUAGGCUGUACAUUGACAAUAUGAUAUUUUGAGACUGUUAUGGAACUGGGAAGUGGUUUAACAUGUUUGUCUCUAUGGCUGUUAGUUAUUAGGACUGUUGCAUUGAAUGUUUAAUAUCAGUUGUGUGAUCUGUUCAGAUGAAACUGAAUGACGCAGCUAUACAGGAGCUCUUGGGUUUCAGAAGUCUAAAUGAUGGGUUGUGUAGCAAUUUUUUAUGAGGAUUCGCUACAAAGCCCAUCAAGCUUGUGCCUCAAACUGCUGUUGUACAUGUUUUAUUGUAAUUUUAUGGUACAUAAUGAAAUUAAAAACACAAGAUCACAUGA